AUGGAGGAAUCAAUACAAGCAGAUCCAAAUCCACCACCGCCUUUCCACCCAACAAAUCCAUUCGCAGACUAUCCCACAACCCCACCCCCAGCCUACAACUUCCACAUCCGCGACCCCGAAGCCGGUCUCCCACCCUUCAUCCAAUCACAACACAACUAUCCCCACAACACACCCAUCACACCCCUUAAGACCGUAGCUACAAACAUCACAUAUCGCUCUUCGCCAAAUUAUCCCCGCUACGUGUCCACGAAUAAGUAUUCCAACCAGAAAAAGUAUAAUCGCAGGAGGAUUAUGUGCUUUUGUUUAGCGGCUGUCGUGAUAGUUAUUAUUCCGCUGGUGAUUUUGGGGACGGUGUUUCACUGGGGGAGGGAAAAUAGUUUUUGUGUGAGGUGGAGUGAUGGGAGUACGAGUGGGGACUGUUGA
Messenger RNA from Cadophora gregata, 423 nucleotides. RefSeq lists its product as uncharacterized. NCBI's taxonomy places the organism in Eukaryota, Fungi, Ascomycota, Leotiomycetes, Helotiales, Ploettnerulaceae. The coding region runs from base 1 to 423 and encodes 140 amino acids. The transcript is spliced from 2 exons. The record is from RefSeq and is a predicted model, not a curated record.